This is a messenger RNA of Acanthopagrus latus (yellowfin seabream), 1831 nucleotides long. RefSeq lists its product as uncharacterized. The record is from RefSeq and is a predicted model, not a curated record. The coding region runs from base 400 to 1554 and encodes 384 amino acids. Lineage: Eukaryota; Metazoa; Chordata; Actinopteri; Spariformes; Sparidae. The transcript has 5 exons.
UUCAAGUUCGUAGAGCUCUGAAAGACAGCCAGCAGGCUGAUAGGACCAACUACACUCUCAGUUACAUGGAGACAUUUUAUCACUGUGUCUGCUGUUUUGUUUAUGUUGCAAAAUGUCUCUGCUAAAACUGGUUGUUCGUUUCUAUGCACGGUGAGGGAGAGACGCGAGGCUCGCUGAUUUUGGCCCUUCAGCGCCAAUCAGAAAUAAACUCGGCUUUGAAAUCACAAAGAAAGACUAAAGAUGCUGACUAAGAUAUACUUUAUGAUACAUAUUUAUCUCACAGGCUAUCAGCUGAUAAUGAAAAAAAGCUGAUAAAUAUGAAUCCACAGGUGCAUUCUCGUCUCCUUUCUCAGCAGUUUACUUCAUAACAUUCACCGACUGGUUCAUCAACUUCUUCCCAUGCAUCAGCACGCUCACCAGCAUGCCUUCACUCCCUACCUGCACCAGUCGUUGACUGUCCGGCCUGCUCCAGCAGGAACACAGGACAGUGAAUUCAACAUGCAUCUUGUCAGAGGAUCAGACAAGUCCUCUUUUGCUCCAGUCACUGCCUUCCACAGAACACAGAAGUCCGUCAGGCCAACAAAACGAGGGAGAUGGGGUUCCUUACACGUGUUCAUAGCAUGGAGGAUUCAUUACGACAAACAACUCAAGAGAAUACAGCAGAAACCUCGGAGUCUCCACCAACAAGCAACACCUGAGAGGCCUGUCAACGGUCCACCUGACUCAGUCCAACAAAAGGAGUCAGACCAGCGCUGCUGCAGAGACCCAGAUCUGGAUUUGUCAUGUGGACACUCAAGAAAACCAUCUGAGACCUUCAGCCACUUCAACAGAACUUACCCCUCUGAUCUUUACGCAUCUUCACCUUGCUGCAGCUGUCCGACCCAGAGGGAGAAAUCAGAGCAGCCCCCGAACCUGCACUGGAGAGAGAAACUCGCUGAGAAGGAGAAACAACAUGGGAGGCAACUAACGACCACGGCAAAGGAUUUACUUCUCAGAGACAAAUCCUGGGAUCAGGCGGUGACUCCUGAACUUGACGGCAGACACAGCGACUCGCUUGCCAGGAAGAGGUCACUUGAGGGGGACAGCUUUGUUAAAGUAAAGAGGGCGAAGCAGGAAUAUAUAAAUGACCAGUUCAAUUCUUCACAUCCACCCUCACAGCCCUUGCCAGUGCAACACAGAAGUGAUUUGUCUGUGCUGUAUCCUGUGUCCAGUGUCACCAGAACUCCUUAUCCAAGUGCUGAAAUGCAUCCUUACCACACUGCUUCAUGGGAGCCAGUGUGGAAUCUCCACUCCAGACAAAACGUCCUGAGAGACUGCUCAGCGAAUACCUGCAAAUCAAUCAGGAUUCCUCUUGUAGCACAGGGGCAAAGAGAGACCCCUCAUGGAUUCUGUACACCACCUCUUUACCUGCCGCUUUCUUUGAGGCAGCAGGAGACACUUUACCUCAGAGGGAGGGAGUCUCUACACUCACGCCCGGAGAACUCUCAACUCCAACACUGCGGAUAUCGACUCACUCAUCCCGGCUUUCUGGCAAAGUCCCACCUGGGGCCCUGAGUCUCCCCGGGGUCUGCCUGACAGAAACAAGAGCAGCUGUUCUCAUUACAGCGAUCACUGAUUUUACAGUAUGUCUGUUAGGUUCACUGGGGACUCUGGUCUGCGUAUGAAUUCAACAGAACUGUCCAACAAAUAAAAAAAACAAAGGUACUAUUUGCACUAGAACAGCUUUCAUUAGAUCAAUUUCUCAGAUUGAUUUUGAUUUUGGUGCAGUGAAGAUUACGCUGUAAUGACUCCCUUGUUAAAUCAGUCAUUUGAUUAAAGAUAUUAAGAUGCA